Messenger RNA from Panicum hallii, 3609 nucleotides. Its product is annotated as histone-lysine N-methyltransferase, H3 lysine-9 specific SUVH6-like. Gene Ontology annotation, molecular function: zinc ion binding; protein binding; histone methyltransferase activity. Lineage: Eukaryota; Viridiplantae; Streptophyta; Magnoliopsida; Poales; Poaceae. The record is from RefSeq and is a predicted model, not a curated record. The coding region runs from base 1 to 3405 and encodes 1134 amino acids. The transcript has 2 exons. Gene Ontology annotation, cellular component: nucleus.
AUGCGGCGGCCGUCACGGGAGACGGGAGGCGGAGCCGAGGCGGGGAGUAAGAGGCGCUUGCCGCUGGCGCCCACGCCCCCGCCGCCCAAGCGGAGGGCGGUCUCCGCGAGGCGGCAGUUCCCGCCCGGUUGCGGGCGGCACGCGGCUGCUUCGCUCGCCGGCGCCGACGCCGGUUCACAGCUCGGAGAUGCUGGUGCCCGCGGCUGUUCUGCUGUACGGGAAAGCAAGGACGGUGCCCUGUUUGGAGCGGCGACUCCCAGUGCUGCAGGUACGAGUGCGCUGGAGAAGGUGUCUGCAGCGGUUGCUGAUGGUCCAGUGGCGGGCAGCGGCCAUCAUGUUCCAGAGGCAGGUGUGGUGAAAUCUUCAUCAGAGGCUUUGCGCCGGAGUGAUGUGGCUGCCCCAGAUGGUUCGUUGGAUAUCGGCUCGCAAGGCGUUCCUUUUGUUUCAGUGGAGGGCAGGGGAAACGGAGCAGGGAGUGCUGAAUUGGGGAGGAAGGAGUCAGUGCCAGCUGCGCCUUUGCAAGCAGAGCCGAUGGUGUCUUUCGCCAAACGCAGCUUCCCCCCUGGUUGCGGUAAGGAUGCAGUGCUAUCUGUUCUUGUUGGGCGAGGCAUCGGCGAAGUGCGAUUGCCGUUGGAAUCUGGUGUUGCUGAUGGUGAUUUGGGUGUGGCUGAGGAGCUGGUCUCUACAGAUGGUUGUAUUUCCACGGUGCACGGACAUGACAUGGAGAUUGUGCCUCCACAAAGCAAUGAUACUAUUGACGGGACAUUACAUGAUGAUGGAUUGGAGGAGGGUGAGAUUCUUCCCGAGGCUGUGGUUCAAGAAUCUCAAGUUUCUACCAGUGAUACUCUGCAAAAUUCUUCAGCUUGUAGACAUGGGUCUUCUGCAGAAAUUUGUUCUUCUGAAACUUCUUUGAUGCAGUCUUCUAAUGAUAAGGAAGGUGGGAACACAUUGCAGUGUUGGGAGAAGAGGUCAUCAUGCUUAGUUGAAAAAGAGGUCGAGGUGAUGAACGUUGGGAGCUCAUGCAGUGGUGUUGUUGAAUGUCCGGCUGAAGAUUCUUCCAAACAAAAUCUGAUGCGUACGAGUGUGUCUGAAAUUGCUUCGAUGAACAGAGCAUCGUCUGAUCUUGCAGCUGGAGUGUCUGGCAAUGUUACUACGAUGAGAAGUGUUGCUGCGCAUGAUUCUACAACUUAUAGACGUGGGGCUUCUGUUCCAGAACUUAGUGCUGUGGACGCUUCUAUGAUGCAGCCUUCUAAUGAGAAGACUGGUGGGAACAUAUUGCAGUGUAAGGAGAAGGGAUCAUCAUGGUUAGUUGCAAAAGAUGUCGAGGUGAUGAACCAAUCUAUUAGGAGUUCAAGCAAUAUUGUUGCUGAAUCUUUGGCUAAAGAUUCGUCCAAACAAGAUAUGUUGGACAAGAGAGUGUCUGAAAGUGCUAGGAUGAAGGUCAUGUUUACACCUCGGAAAGUAGUCAGGCCUACAAAAAAUGUUUACAAGGAGGAGACUGAACAUGGAAGGGGUGUGAUCAUAAAUAGGAUUAAGGAUACCGUUGAGCUUACUACAGAUCAAGUUAUGCAAGUUCAAAUGUCUUCAAACAAGUACCUCAUGACACAGGAAAAGGAGGCUGCUACAACUAGGGGCUUCUUUGGUCCCAGAAAGAAGGUGAAGGUAAAAGCUCCAGCUCAUCUACAGAUGAAGAUUGCCUCUACGUGUGCAUUGGGUAGCGAGGGGAAACUGAACGAUGAGGUGGCAUCCAACUUGGAUGAUGAUGACGUAUUGAAGGCAGUAGUUGUUCAUGAAGGAAAGCUUGAACUAUACCUCAACAAUUCAUCAGAUCUUCCUUCUGUCAGAUGUCAAAAGCAAUAUGGAUCCCAGAAUGCAGAUGCUAGGAGAAAAUUCAAGAUGUUGUGCAGGAGGUUUGAGUUUGUAUGCCGAACUCUAGUGCAAGCUGUGGAGCAGCAUUCACUGAAGAUUAGGAGAAUUGACCUUGAAGCUGAUAAAGUGAUAAGACAAUUACCAGAUUUUAUCAAACAUGAUCCUAUUGUGGGACAAGUCCCUGGAGUUGAAGUUGGUGAUGAGUUUCUAUACAGAGUUCAGCUUGCCAUUGUUGGUCUUCAUCGUGUAUACCAGGGAGGCAUUGACACCACUACACAUAGAAAUGGUGAGCGCAUUGCAAUAAGCAUUGUUGCUUCUGGAGGUUAUCCAGAUGAGUUGCCUUGCUCAGGUGAAUUAAUAUACACCGGUUCUGGUGGGAAGCCUGCUGGUAACAAGUGUGUUGAGGAUCAGAAGCUUGAGCGGGGGAAUCUUGCAUUGAAAAACUGUAUCAAAACAAAAACACCAGUCAGGGUGAUUCAUGGCUUUAAGGGGCAGAAUACUGAGGGAGGAAGUCAUUCGAGGGCCAAGCAAAUCUCAACAUUUACUUAUGAUGGACUGUAUCGGGUGGUGGAUUUUUGGAUGCAUGGUCGGCCGGGUUCAAGGAUGUUUAAGUACAAGUUGCGAAAGAUUCCUGGGCAGCCAGAACUUCCUAUGCACAUAGCUAAAGGCAUGAGGAAGUCCAAAACGCGUCCAGGCCUGUGCAUGGUUGAUAUAUCUCAAGGGAAGGAGGGAACUCCCAUCUGUGUCAUUAAUACAGUUGAUGAUGUGCAACCGACACCGUUCCGAUACAUCACUAGAAUUAAAUAUCCAUCAGGGCUUACAAAAAUACGCCAUCAGGGUUGUGACUGCACCAAUGGAUGCUCAGACUCUGCGAGCUGUGCCUGUGCUGUGAAGAAUGGAGGGGAAAUCCCAUUUAACUUAAAUGGUGCAAUUGUCAAUGAAAAGCCCCUGAUAUUUGAGUGUGGUCCAUUUUGUAAAUGCCCUCCUUCAUGCCAGAACAGGGUCAGUCAGCAUGGUAUGAAAAUACCACUGGAAGUAUUCAGGACAACCAAGACAGGUUGGGGCGUAAGAUCCUUAAGGUCCAUCUCUUCUGGCUGCUUCAUAUGUGAGUAUGUUGGUGAGCUGCUGUAUGGCAAGGAAGCUGACAAGAGAAAGAACAGUGACUACUUGUUUGAUAUAGGCCUUAACUGUGGUGAUGGAUUGCAAUCAACUGUUUCGGGUCUGAACACUUCUAGCUCUUGCUCUCAGAUCAUGGAAGAUGUGGGCUUCACGGUAGAUGCAGCUGAGUACGGAAAUAUUGGAAGAUUCAUCAACCAUAGCUGUUCACCUAAUCUUUACACACAAAAUGUUCUUUGGGACCAUGAUGACAAAAGGAUGCCUCAUAUUAUGUUCUUUGCCGCGGAGACAAUUCCACCGCUACAGGAGCUCACCUAUGACUAUAACUACGAAAUAGAUCAUGUCCAGGAUGCGAAUGGAAGGAUAAAAUUCAAAGUUUGUCAAUGCGGUUCUCCACAAUGCUCUGGGAGGCUAUACUAAGGCAUGGUCAACAGCAAGUCGCAUUGUAGUUUUGUGAAGAACAAUAUCCUAAGGAGUGUGGUUCACUUGUAUUUUAAGUCGAUGAUACAUGGAUACUAGAUACUAUGAGAUGUUACUGCUAGUAAACAAAAGUUUUAGUCUUAGUUGAUGACAUGUAGAUAAAAUGAGACGCUACUGCUGUCUGCUGGUAAAGAAAAUCAAUAG